UGAUAGCCUGAUGGGGAUAAAUAGAAAAUGACAUUAGUAAUUUGUCAUAUCUCACUUAUCUGUCAAAAAUAAAAUUCAUUCAAACGUUCUUUGUUAUUGUUAUUUUUGAUGCAAAUCUUUCGUUUUUAUGAAAAAAAGGCCUCUUAAAGGUAAUAUUUGCACUAUUUGCAGCCGCCCGUCUAUAUUUGUCGCCAACAUCAUCUACGAACGCUAGAACGAUAACUAAGCUUUCGCAAUGGGUAGCACAGACUAUGUGGCAAUAAAAGACCUGAAACCAGGCAUGAAAAACAUCAACGCAGUCUUCAUAGUGCUGGAAGUUGGUGGGCCGACUUUAACCAAAGAAGCCAGAGAAGUCCGUACGCUAAGGGUAGCGGACGCGGGUGCCGCAGUUAACCUCUCCGUCUGGGAUGAGCCGGGCGCCCUACUUAUGCCUGGAGACAUCGUGCGGCUCACGAGAGGCUAUGCGGCUUUAUGGAGAGGCGCUUUAACUCUAUAUGCGGGUAAAUCAGGAGAUAUACAGAAAGUAGGCGAAUUCUGUAUGUUAUUUAAUGAACAAGUGAACAUGAGCGAGCCACAACCUAGCCCGCCCCCACCCCCCAUGUCAACCACUCCUCCGGCUGCCGCUCCUGCCCAGCGCGCGACCCCGCCAGCUGUUAACAACAACAGCAAUAAUAAACCAUUUCAAUCGGACAACAAAAUGGGAGGACACAAAACUUAUGUUAGAGGACGGGGACAUCAGAGAAACAAUAACCGCAGGUAGCGUUUCAGUGAUAUUCAGGACUUUAUUUAUAGUAAUAUUUUGCGAUAAUGCUUUUUGUAUUUUAUUUAAUAUGGUGUGUAUAUGUUAGUUGGUAGUUAGAACAAAAAUUGGUUUUAAUAUUAAGUUAACUUUUCUAUACUCAUAGUGUUGUAGUAACUUAGGAGAAGUAUGUAUAAUUGCUCAUAUCACCAAAUAUUACUACUUUUAAACAGAAUUUAUAAUAAUUGCACUGUAAAUUUAAUGAGUGAAAAAAAAUUUUUUGAUACAUACUUUAAUUCUUGACUGUACUUACUGUUUUUGAAUUCAACCAAUUUCUCCUCAAAUCAUGCUCAAUGAACCCAAACUCAAUGUGGCUGUGUUUUUCUGUCAAUGAGUUCCAUGUACAGUCAAGGUAUUAAAUAUCAACACAAAGUGCCAAAAAUAUGUAUACACAACCUUAUUUCCCAUGCAUUCAUGUAGUGUGUACAUAUUUUUGGCACUUUGUCAAUGUCUAUAUUUGAUACCUAGACUGUACUGUAUUGUAGCACAGGCAGGUUUUCGCAACUCAAUGACUGUUGCCUUUUUUGCAUUAAUGGGGUGGGGCUAGUCUAAGAAGCCCAACUCAAGAAAUCUUAUAAAACCUUUGAUGUUGCAUAGAACACCAGGGAGAUCUCCCAGAGAUCUGAGAUGUUGUGUCCUGUAUGUAGACACUCU
Molecule: messenger RNA, 1453 nt
Organism: Cydia pomonella (codling moth)
Lineage: Eukaryota; Metazoa; Arthropoda; Insecta; Lepidoptera; Tortricidae
Product: SOSS complex subunit B homolog
Exons: 1
Coding region: 236-760 (174 amino acids)
Biological process (GO): response to ionizing radiation; double-strand break repair via homologous recombination; mitotic cell cycle checkpoint signaling
Cellular component (GO): SOSS complex
Molecular function (GO): DNA binding
Source: RefSeq, a predicted model, not a curated record